AUGUCAAGGACCAGUAUGAUGAUGCUCAUUUUGUGGAUGUAUAUCGCAUCUGCAUAUUCAAGUGGUGGACAUGACAUUUGGAACUAUUUAUUCGGCAACAACACUUAUAAUAAAGAAGUAAGACCGGUGAAAGACUGGUCAACGCCAACGGUUGUGAACAUAAGCUUGUCAAUUAUUGCUGUAAUUGACUUCAAUGAAGUUAAGCAAACAAUUUUUCUCACAUCUAAGGUGUCCUUUUUCUGGGUUGACGAAUUUUUGCAAUGGAAUCCGACGGACUUCGAAAACAUUUCGCAUAUCCAUUUAGAACAAACGCGUGUGUGGAAGCCGUACAUUUUCCUCGAAAAUUCAGUAACGAAGCAAACCGAGCUCGGGACGAAUUCGCUAAAAGUGAUUGUUAACCAUGAUGGAAAAGUUGAGUGGAACCCGACGGAAGUGUUUCAAACCACUUGCGCCGCCGAUGUACGCAAGUUUCCCUUUGACACACAGAAGUGUUCGAUGGUGUUUGAAGCGUUCGGGUAUACGGGGAAAGAAGUGAAAAUGCAGUCUUUAGAAGAUCACAUAGAUUUCCAUGGGUAUGGCAGCACGGCCGGAUGGACAAUUGUAGAAACGGAAAUGGAGGCCAUAGUGUCCGACGAUGGAGACGAUGACAUUCACAUAAUCUGUUCUCUGACUCUGCGACGAAAUCCCGUGUACUUUAUCCUGAAUGUAUUUCUUCCAAUAGUUUUGCUUUCCUUUAUGAACAUUUGUGUUUUUAUUUUGCCUGUGCAGUCUGGUGAAAAGGCGAGUUUCGUGAUUACUGUGUUUCUUGCACUAGCUGUGUUUUUGACAAUAGUGAGCGGAAAUCUGCCGGAAAAUUCGGACAACGUUUCAAUGUUAAAUGUCUAUGUUUUCAUCAGCACCCUUCUCAGCGUUUUGAUAGCGAUUGUAACGAUAGUACAGAUACGUUUGUAUCAUCGAGACCCGGAGCUCCCCGUUCCAAAUUGCCUUCAGUCGAUGGCGCAUCUCUUUACAACACAUGCAAAGAAGUUCGGUAAGGGGAAGACAACGGUGAAAAUUAAACACUCCAACGGGAGGAUGAGUGGGCUUAGCCAUGAUGAAGAGCAAGAAAUACCGACGGUUGCCUACAACACAUUCUUUGAUGAGAGGGAAAAGGUUACAUGGCCUUUCGUAGUGAAGGCCUUUGACAACAUCUUCCUCUUGUUUUUUCUCGUUGUAAAUCUGACAGUGACGAUUGUAAUUUUUGCACUUGCCGUGAGAAAUGAGGAACUUCAAGAAGAUGCACAUGGAGAACAUUAG
Mya arenaria is the source of this 1296-nucleotide messenger RNA. RefSeq names its product neuronal acetylcholine receptor subunit alpha-7-like. Gene Ontology annotation, biological process: chemical synaptic transmission; regulation of membrane potential; signal transduction. The coding region runs from base 1 to 1296 and encodes 431 amino acids. The transcript has a single exon. NCBI's taxonomy places the organism in Eukaryota, Metazoa, Mollusca, Bivalvia, Myida, Myidae. Gene Ontology annotation, cellular component: membrane; synapse; neuron projection. The record is from RefSeq and is a predicted model, not a curated record. Gene Ontology annotation, molecular function: extracellular ligand-gated monoatomic ion channel activity; transmembrane signaling receptor activity; neurotransmitter receptor activity.